Molecule: messenger RNA, 273 nt
Organism: Ambispora leptoticha
Lineage: Eukaryota; Fungi; Glomeromycota; Glomeromycetes; Archaeosporales; Ambisporaceae
Source: the annotation of a GenBank genome assembly
AUGUCUUUGCAAUCUCAACAAAGAUUCGAAAACGUAUACACAGAUGAUCCUGGAUCCAUGAAUGGAACUACUGGAUUAUUAAGACGUGUUUCUUCAGCAAUAAGAUUCACAGGAAUUAUAGAGGCAUGGAUUGAAGAUGGAAGUAGCAAUAUAACGUCAUCCACUUUACCAUCGAAUGAGGAUAGUGAAGAUGAAUGGGAUCCAUCAGAUGAAGAGGAGGAACAGUUUUUGUUUGUUAGUUCGUCGUCGGGGUUAACAAAUCAAAUGCAUUAA